Molecule: messenger RNA, 1232 nt
Organism: Lycium barbarum (goji berry)
Lineage: Eukaryota; Viridiplantae; Streptophyta; Magnoliopsida; Solanales; Solanaceae
Product: prefoldin subunit 3-like
Exons: 4
Coding region: 262-735 (157 amino acids)
Biological process (GO): protein folding; microtubule-based process; tubulin complex assembly
Cellular component (GO): cytoplasm; prefoldin complex
Molecular function (GO): tubulin binding
Source: RefSeq, a predicted model, not a curated record
AAACACCUACUGAGUAAUUUAGGGAAACUUAAAUUAGUUAAAAGAAUCUUUACAAAAUGAAUAGAGGCAUAUAACAGCUCUGGAGCAUUCUGACGUAACUCCGAGGCGAUGUGCUAUAUUUUAGAGGGUCCAAAAUUGUAAGGCUGAAGAACCAUGUGUCUAUACGACGUCGGUUCCGUUAGCCCAUACUAAACGACGACGGUGUGAUCAUAAACUCUUUAUUCUUGUUCAGUUCUUGAGGGUUCUGCAACGGAAAGUGUAAUGGAAAUGGCGUCAUCGAGUGGGGCAACGGAGAGAAGGGGAAUACCAGGAGCAUCAUUUGUAGAAGAUGUUCAGUCUUACCUCAAUCAGUCUUCUCUCGAUGUCAACUCUGCUCUUUCCUUUCUCCAAGAAAGACUUCAGCAGUACAGAGUGGUUGAAAUGAAACUUCUAGCUCAGCAGAGGGAUCUUCAGGCAAAGAUUCCUGAUAUACAGAAAUGCUUGGCCAUAGUUGCUACUUUGCAAGCUAAGAAGGACAGUGGUGAGUUGGACAUUUUCAGUUUGGAAGAUAACAAGAGAGACUCUUUAAUCUGGGCAGCAAACAAUGAUGGUAUCUUCACAGUUAGUAGUUGUUACAAUCUGCUUCAAAACAGCAAGGCUCUAUCAAUCAGAUUGGCCAUGGAAAGCAAUAUGGAAAUCAAGAGCACCUAUUAUAGUAGCCUUUUGGUUGGAUUGCAGCAAGGGAAGCUUGUUUAACUCGGGAGAUCUUGCAGAAGAGAGGAGUUGUUCUUAGUAAUAGGUGUUGCAUGUGUGAAGAAGAGGCAGAAACAGUGAAUUCAUUCAUUGCAAAGUGGCAAGACAGUGCUAGGGGCUCUUUCUAAAUUUACAUGGUGUCAAGUGGGCAGUCUUCCAGUGUGAAGAGUUUGUUGGAAUCAUGGCAACAUCAAAGGAUGGGUAAAUCUCAUAAGUUAGUUUGGAGAAAUUUCCUCUAUGUGUGUGUUCUAGAUGAUAUGGUUGGAAAGGAACAGGAUUUGCUGUGAAGAAAAAAGGCAGCACAUGUCCAGGAUAAAAAUAGAUGGUUAUUAAAUUUUUAUUUUUGGUGUAAAUGACAAGUAAUGGAAAAUAUGGAGCAAUAUAUCGAUUUCCAAGAGGAGAUCGGGGGUUCGUAGCUGCCCUGUUAUGGCAGGGACUGUUUCUGUUGUAAUUCUGUACCAUCUUGGUAUCUUUUAAUAAACUUUACCUUAUUUUUUUUU